GCUUUCAUGAAUCAUUCCAUGCACUGAGAGAGAAGCUGCAAUUAAAGUACAAGCAAGCUUGGCUUUAUUGUUGUUUCUUGUUUCAAAGUACAGAGAAAUCAAGUACUAAACAAACACUCAAAACAUGGGUUCUUCUUCAUUUAUUCCAUCUCCACCAUUUGUGGGUGUUUUACUCUGCAUAUUAUUCACUGUUGCAAGUGCAAAGCAUGCAAGCAUUACAAGGCACUACAAGUUCAAUGUAAGAUUGCAAAAUGUGACAAGAUUGUGCCAUACAAAGACUAUUUUGACUGUCAAUGGGAAGUUUCCUGGCCCUCGGAUUAUUGCUAGAGAGGGCGAUCGUUUGUUGAUCAAGGUUGUCAAUCAUGUUCCCAACAAUGUCAGCUUCCAUUGGCAUGGAAUUAGGCAACUUCAGAGUGGAUGGGCAGAUGGGCCAUCCUAUGUGACUCAGUGCCCUAUACAAACAGGGCAGACCUAUGUGUACAACUUCACCAUUGUCGGGCAAAGGGGAACUCUGUUUUGGCAUUCCCAUAUCUCAUGGCUUAGAGCAACCCUCUAUGGACCUCUCAUCAUCCUCCCCAAGCACAAUGUUUCUUACCCAUUUCCCAAACCCCACAAGGAAGUCCCCAUCCUUUUCGGCGAGUGGUGGAAUGCUGAUACAGAGGCAGUCAUCAACCAGGCACUGCAAACUGGAGCUGGCCCAAACAACUCUGAUGCAUACACCAUUAACGGACUUCCAGGGCCACUGUACAAUUGCUCUGCCAAUGAGACAUUCAAGCUCAAUGUCAAGCCUGGCAAGACAUACCUUCUUCGCCUGAUCAACGCUGCACUCAAUGACGAUCUAUUCUUCAGAAUCCAGAACCAUUCCCUCACAAUUGUCGAAGCAGAUGCAGUUUAUGUCAAACCAUUCCAAACAGAUACUCUCCUAAUUGCCCCUGGACAAACCACCAACGUCCUACUCAAAACCAACCCCAACACCAACAACACCGCUUUCUUAAUGGCGGCGAGCCCAUACUCCACUGCGGCCUCAGGCACCUUCGACAACACCACCAUUGUUGGAGUUCUCGAGUACGGGAAAAACCCGUCCAUUUCGUCUUUUUCCAACGCUUCUUUAGGCCUCCCAUUUCCAAUUCUCCCUUUAAUCAACGCGACUUCCUUCGUUGCAAAUUUCACUUCCACAUUUCGCAGUUUGAACACUGUUAAAUUUCCUGCCAAUAAGGUCCCUAAAACUGUCCAAAGGCGGUUUUUCUUCACGGUAGGCCUGGGGACCAACCCGUGCCCGAAAAACCAGACUUGUCAGGGGCCUAAUGGGACGAAAUUUUCUGCUUCUAUGAACAACAUAUCGUUUUCUCUACCCACAACUGCUCUCCUCCAGUCUUAUUUCUUUGGAAAAUCGAACGGUGUUUAUACUACUGAUUUUCCGAGUACUCCACUUGUGCCGUUCAAUUAUACCGGGACACCACCUAACAACACCAUGGUGAGCAAUGGAACCAAGUUGGUGGUGCUGCCUUUUAACACCACCGUGGAGGUGGUGCUGCAGGAUACUAGUAUUUUGGGGGCGGAGAACCACCCUCUUCAUCUUCAUGGAUACAAUUUCUUUGUGAUUGCACAAGGUUCUGGAAAUUUUGAUCCUAAGAAGGAUCCUGCUAGGUUUAACCUUGUCGACCCAGUCGAACGGAAUACCGCUGGCGUGCCAUCCGGUGGGUGGUUGGCGAUCCGCUUCCAGGCCGAUAAUCCAGGUGUAUGGUUUAUGCACUGUCAUUUUGACGUUCAUUUGAGUUGGGGAUUGAGGAUGGCAUGGAUAGUGUUGGAUGGUGAUCUCCCAAACCAAAAGCUGCUUCCUCCACCCUCCGAUCUUCCUACAUGUUGAGCUUUGACUAUGCCUGGGCUCCUCCAAGCUUCUAUCUCUACUUUUCCCCUUGCUAUAACUUAUUAUACUGUUUUUGUUUUUGUUUUUGUUUUUUGGUUUUUUGUUUUUGCUGUGAAAUGUCGCUAGAGAGUGUAGGCAAACAAAUAUUGACUUGGAGGUUUUUUCUUUUUCUUA
This is a messenger RNA of Camellia sinensis, 2041 nucleotides long. Its product is annotated as laccase-17. Gene Ontology annotation, biological process: lignin catabolic process. Lineage: Eukaryota; Viridiplantae; Streptophyta; Magnoliopsida; Ericales; Theaceae. The record is from RefSeq and is a predicted model, not a curated record. Gene Ontology annotation, cellular component: apoplast. Gene Ontology annotation, molecular function: copper ion binding; hydroquinone:oxygen oxidoreductase activity.